This is a messenger RNA of Dryobates pubescens (Downy woodpecker), 2465 nucleotides long. It is a transcript of the gene MAK, whose product is annotated as male germ cell associated kinase. Bases 181 to 2139 code for a protein of 652 amino acids. The transcript is spliced from 14 exons. Gene Ontology annotation, biological process: intracellular signal transduction; cilium assembly; protein phosphorylation. NCBI's taxonomy places the organism in Eukaryota, Metazoa, Chordata, Aves, Piciformes, Picidae. Gene Ontology annotation, molecular function: ATP binding; protein serine/threonine kinase activity. The record is from RefSeq and is a predicted model, not a curated record. Gene Ontology annotation, cellular component: cytoplasm; nucleus; cilium.
UCUCGUAGCAGCUGCGAGGAGGAGCCUAAUGAAUGUCCCGCUCCAUUAUGAGAGCACAUUCACCAACAUAAAACAGUUCAGAAGAAGGUUUUGCCAAGACAAAAGGGGACAGAAUCCAUUAAUAAACCAGAAGACAUUUAGAAUUGCUUAAAUUUUGUGGCUGUUUGGGUCUUAAGGAAAAUGAACCGUUACACAAUCAUCAAGCAACUCGGUGAUGGCACCUACGGCAGUGUGUUGAUGGGGAAGAGCGUGGAGUCAGGAGAACUUGUGGCUAUCAAAAGAAUGAAAAGGAAAUUCUACUCAUGGGAUGAAUGUAUGAAUUUGAGAGAAGUCAAGUCUCUGAAAAAGCUGAAUCACGCCAAUGUAAUCAAAUUGAAGGAAGUCAUACGAGAAAAUGACCAUCUUUACUUUGUGUUUGAAUACAUGAAGGAAAAUCUCUAUCAGUUAAUGAAGGACAGAAACAAGUUGUUCCCUGAGUCAGUCAUCAGAAACAUGAUGUAUCAGAUAUUACAAGGGCUAGCUUUUAUCCAUAAGCACGGAUUUUUUCACAGAGAUAUGAAGCCAGAAAAUCUUCUGUGUAUUGGACCAGAGCUUGUGAAAAUAGCAGAUUUUGGGUUGGCGAGAGAGCUGAGGUCACAGCCACCUUACACAGACUAUGUGUCUACCAGGUGGUACCGUGCUCCUGAAGUUUUGCUGAGGUCAUCUAUUUAUAGCUCACCUAUUGACAUGUGGGCAGUUGGCAGCAUAAUGGCUGAAUUGUACACCCUGAGACCUCUUUUCCCAGGCACAAGUGAAGUAGAUGAGAUCUUCAAAAUUUGCCAAGUUUUAGGGACUCCAAAGAAGAGUGACUGGCCAGAAGGAUACCACCUUGCUUCAGCCAUGAAUUUCCGUUUCCCACAGUGCGUCCCUAUAAGCCUGAAAACUCUCAUCCCAAACGCAAGCAAUGAAGCAAUACAGCUUAUGAGUGAUACACUCAACUGGAAUCCAAAGAAGAGACCUACAGCAAGUCAGGCUUUGAAGUACCCUUAUUUUCAAGUUGGUCAAGUUUUAGGACCACCUCCACAGUAUCUGGAGAAGCAGACUCCUUUUAAACCAGUUCAGCCAACAGAGCCAAAGCCAUCUUUACCUAAACUGGAACCUAUAUCCAAGCCAGAACCUCUGUCUUCACCUGAUACAUCAGACAAAACACAGCCACAGCCCUUGUCAAAGGUUAACCACCAGCCUCUUCAGCAAAUUCAGCUGCCUCAGAAUACAGCUAACCAGCAAGUACCAAAGCAGCAGCAGCAGCCACAACCAUUUUUUCCAACUAUUGUUAAAAACUCAUCACCAAAACAAGCAGCCAGUGGCCCUCAGAAUGGUGCAGUACGUCCUAAAAGCUGCAGAAGACGAUGGGGUCAGACUUUGGUAAAGGCUAUGGAUAGCUGGGAUGACUGGGAUGACCCUGAAUUUGGAAUGUCAUGUUCAAAGAAGCCUAGCAUUGCACUGUUGAAAGAAAAGAAAACCAAGGAAUUUCCUUUUGGUUUGCCAGAACCAAAAGCUUCAUGCUGUAUCCAGCCAGGAGGGGAAAACAAGGUUCUGAUGAGAAAUGAUUCUGGAAGAUCAAAUACAUCAGCAAAACAGUACUAUCUAAGACAAUCAAGAUAUCUACCUGGUGUAAACCCAAAGAGUGUCUCUUUAGCAGCAGUCAAAGAAGGCUCCCAUGGAACCUGGAAUAACCAGUUGUUCUCUAAACCGCUGGCACAUGCUGGAGGAGGAGUGAAUUUGAACAGAAAUACCACAGAUGAGAACUUAAUUAUACCUAUUGAAAAGCUAUCAUGCAGAGAAAAGUUGAAUGAAAAAUUAGAGGAUCCAAAAGGAAAUCCUGGCUUUGUGAGUGGUGCUGCUUACAACCCAUCAGGAGCAUACAUCCCUUCCUUUCACAAAAAAGAAGUUGGAUCAGCAGGGCAGCGGAUACAGCUAGCUCCUCUUGGUGCACCUGUAUCAGAUUAUUCCUGGAAAGCCAAAGCUGCUCGUGCUCAGUUACCAGGCCCCGCUGUGAAUUCAGGAGCAAGAAAUACGUCCCUCUCCAGCCGCCCGCCAGCCAUUCCGCCAGUGCAUGGAAGAACAGACUGGCUGGCCAAAUACGGAGGAAACAGAUGAAAAACACCAUCCUGGAAAGAUGUCCUGUGAGCUGGGUUCAGUUCUCCAGCACUGGAAACCCUGAAAUGCCUAUUUGCUCUCACUUUUCCUAAGACUAUGCAGUAGUAACUCAGAAAAAAAAGACCUUGUGUUCUAUCACCUGUAUAAUACCACCUCAAAUAUUGGCUGUAAAGUAGACUUUAUUAAGUAUUGUGUAAGAAAUAUUGCCAAAACUCCUGAGAAGUAGAUUUCACUUGGUGUGUUUCUAUAGAUGGGUCUCCUUUCCUCAGACUCUUAAAACAGCUGUUACAGUUGUUCACCCAGUGCAGCGUCCCCUGUUGGCAUAC